Anopheles moucheti is the source of this 3527-nucleotide messenger RNA. Its product is annotated as PX domain-containing protein kinase-like protein. The transcript has 6 exons. Gene Ontology annotation, biological process: protein phosphorylation; endosome to lysosome transport; early endosome to late endosome transport. The record is from RefSeq and is a predicted model, not a curated record. The coding region runs from base 945 to 2951 and encodes 668 amino acids. Gene Ontology annotation, cellular component: late endosome; extrinsic component of endosome membrane; early endosome. Gene Ontology annotation, molecular function: protein kinase activity; ATP binding; phosphatidylinositol binding. Lineage: Eukaryota; Metazoa; Arthropoda; Insecta; Diptera; Culicidae.
UCAACUGUAGUGCUGUUCGUUCAACGAUGCAAAACUACGGGAUGGCCAGUUCCAUAAGAAUAUGCAUUAGAUAAAGAGCAGCAAAAGGCAAUUGUGUUUUUGUUUUCCGUUCGUGAUUUGCUCGGCUGCUGCUGUUAUCGCUGCUUUUCGCUACACGUUCAUUUCGUGCGAUUCUGCAGUGCAGAAGUGUGCCACACGGUCAGGCGGAUUUGUUUUCGUCCUACGUUUGCUCGGUCAUUUGUAUGCAGUGCAGUUCCGUUCAGUCCAGGUCUUCAGGCGCAACGACAAAAACCUCCAGAUGCUGGUUUCCGUGUGAUAGCCACGGUUCCGUCAAAAAGGUUACCAGCAAUCGUUCCGAAACCGUGCAAGUAGUGCGUCAUAGGCGAAAAGCACAACCCAGUGGCCAAACCCUUGAUGCACGGUGGAAAAAUGAAAUAGCGGACGAGGAAUAGUUUUAGUACAAGGCCUCCGAAAGAGUCCCCCCGUGGAAGAGAAGAUGCGCAGGUUGUGUACGGUGGAAAAAGUGUACACGUUUAUAUGCGCGUGUUAACGUCCCUGGGAGUGUUCCCGGUGAAACACUAGAUCCGGUUGCUGCAGUGUUGGGAGUAAGCAGUACAGUUCGCCUCCCCCAUCGGGUGAAAGCAAUCAGGACAUUAACCCGAAAGGUGGAACAGUGGAAGAUAUCCAGUUAACCGAAGCAGUUCCUUCAUUCUCAUCGAACGUUGAGUGCAGUGUGUGCCAUCCGUCGUAACUCUUCUUUUUAGGUGCAGUUCCGUCGUUCGCUUCAAAGGCACCCAAGGCCUCCGAUUUCUCCGACGCUAAGUCGCAUAGUCGCAUAGCCUGGAUGUGGCAAGGAUCAACACCAGCGGUUCUGUGUUCCGUUUCUGUUUGCUUUCCGAGGUCGGAAAAAAUAUCCGAUUGCUGCAUUACCGCCGGUCCAACAAAUGGCACUAUAUGAGCAAAUUGAAACCACGACAAAGGUUACCCUAGACGACACCGAGUCCUGCUGCUGCACGAUCGAAACAGCACAAAACAUCAACGGGCAUACGGAGUAUGUGCUGCGAGUACAGCGCGGACCGUGCCCGGAAAACAGCUGGCGCAUUCUCCGGCGCUACAAUGAUUUUGCUUCGCUCAACAAGUGUUUGCAAAUUUCAGGGAUCGAUUUAUCAUUCCCCGGCAAGAAGCUAAUUGGUAAUAUGCGCCCAGAUUUCAUAGCUGAACGGUUGAACGCAUUACAGGAGUAUAUAAAUCAGGUACUAAUGAAUCCCAUUUUGGCAUCAUCGUUACCAACCAAAAAGUUCAUCGAUCCGGACAGUUACUCGACGCCGUUUCAUGAUUUGGCCCUGCAGUAUGCGUCGAUGAGCUUGCGCACCGAUGGCGUGUACACGCUGGGACAGUCGCUCGGUCCGAUCGGGUGGCGUUUGCGAAAGCAUUACUUCAAGGUGGUACACAAACCGCAGGGAAACAAGCAUUCGCCGGGUCAUUCGACGACCAAGCACCAUCUGAUCAAAUCGAGCUCGCAGUCGCAUGGGAAGCAACACACGACGCAGGUUUGCGUGACUACCUCGACCGAGAAGGACUACAACAGCAGCACAAGGGACCACAGCGGACGCGACGAUCUUAUCCUGAGCUGGACAGAGUUCGGCCCCGAUCGGUACAUUGACGAGAAGGAUAUCCACACGGUGCUGAAAAAUUUUGGCGGUGUGCAGCAUCCGUAUAUUGUACCGAUCGAGCACAUUGCUUCGAACGAUAGCGGCGCACUAGUGAUACGAAAGUUCUACAAGCAGGGCAGUCUGAAGGAUGUGCUCUGCUCUGCCAGCCCGUGCAAUCCGUUCCUAUCGAAGUACGGCAGCCCGAAAGGGCGAACACCGCUGCCGUUGAAAGAUUUAGCAUUGUAUGCGCGGCAGAUACUGGAAGCGAUUCGAUUCCUUCACUCGAAAGGUAUGGCGUGCGGGCAUGUGCACUGUGGCAACGUAAUCGUGGUCGAUGGUAUUGCGAAGCUGAUGGAUGUGGAGAAUUUUAUCUUUGGCGUCCCUUCCUUCUAUCGGCCAUUCUUCGUGCAGCACAGUAAGAUAAACACGUGCGAAGCGAUUGAUGUGUACGGAUUCGGUCAUCUGCUGUACGAGAUGUGCAUGGGUUAUCCGUUGCAGGACUCUUACGCACGUCAGAUAAGCGACUGUCCGGAUAGUUUAAAAUCUUUAUUGGAAUCGAUCCUGUCGAAAGAUGCCUGUAAGUCGUCGCUUCCUACGCUUGAUCAGCUGACAACGCACCCAUUCUUCGGCGAGUAUGCUGGCCAUUUUAACGAUUUGUACGCGACAACCAUGGCUGUUCAGAAGCCACAUCUAAAGUUCUCUACCAACGCCAAAGAGCAGCUAAAGCUGGCAGUUCAAAAGACUGAGAAUCGUGUCCGUGAGGAACAGCGCUCCGUGAAGAACCAGAAGCGUUUGGUUAGGGUGCAAGAGAUGAUGACGUCCGAGGAGGAGAAGAAAAAAAUUAAACAGAAAGCUAAACAUGAGCAGAAACAGGCAAAGCUGCGUGCACAAAACUCUCUGCAACUAAAUAACGGUCCGCCAACAACGGCAUCGUCCGGUAUGACCGCCACGGUGCAUCUAUCGAGCUCGACCGGUGGGAUCGUGAAAUCUGACAGCGCAAACAGCAUUACCUCACCGCAGGAAGCACUGAUGUCACCACCGCCGCAUGCAACGGACAGCGGCGGCAGUUGUUCCCCGCAGCCACCCCCAUCGGCACCACCGAUUCCGGGCCCUCCCUCGUCCUUGCCGCUGUUUCCACCCGAUGCCGGCAGUUCCAGCGGGCCAGGUAAGCUUGCGAAGUCAAUUUCCGGCGACGACUCUACCGGUGGUAGCGGUAACCGAAGCGCACUGCUACAAUCGAUUUGUAAUUUUAACAAAAGCGGAUUGAAAAAGAUUUCUCCCAGCGAGGCCGGAAAAUAAAGCCGAGAUGAAUAAUGCAUUGCUGCCGCUAUGGCAUGUCCGUCGCAAUCGAUAGUCCGUUGAUUCUACUGCAUUCUCACUAAAGGAAAAGGCUGUUGUUUAGCAAAACAAGCGACAUACACUAGCAUCUAAGCAUUCUUUUCAACACUGAAUUGUUGUCCUGUUUCCAUGUUUUGUGGUGCAGGAAGCUGUACCAUUGAUUGAGGAAAUAAGAGAAAACCGAUCUUCGCACCUGAACAGUUUGCCUGAACAGCACUGCAACUAAGCGAACGCAUCUAACGCUACAUCAUUGAAUCAAACCAGUGAACGGAUUUCGUAGCACACAGAAUGAGCACGAUUUUUGGACCAAUUUUUCAUAACAUUAGUAGCAAAAUCAAAUCCAGAACAAACAUAAAUAAAAUAUAACAUACUUAACAAAAGAUAGAGCGAACGUAAGUGAGGAAACAAAGAAAAAGUAAAUCAUAAACUGACCUGACCGAUGAGAUAAACCAUGUAGCCAAAGUAUAGAUGAUAUGACAAGGAAACGAAAGUAGACUAGAAAUGCGUUGUAGAGAAAUAAGGGAAAAGAAAAGCGAA